CUAUCUGCUCUUGUGUACUUUUUUUUCUCGCUAUUUUAUUUCGUCACAUCAUGGCGACGCAGGUCCAGGAAUCAGCAACCAGGGUCGAUUUAAACACUGAAAACAUUCAGUUCGCAGACCAAUCAAUGGCGACCCCAGGAGUGUGUGGGAUUGAUGUACUGGUAAGCAGCUCCUGUAUAGAAGAUCUGGGUUCUCCCUGCAAUGAUGGAGCAGGAAGCCUUCUCCAGCAUGAGACAGAUUGCUGCACUAAGGAAUCCAGAGGAGAAACACCCGGGAGAGAAGACUCCCGUAUAGAUCCUCCAGAUGGGCAGCAAGACCCAGAGGCUGACAAGAGCAAGGAAAAGAAAGGGCUAGGUAAAGAAGUACUGUUAUUGAUGCAGGCACUAAACACACUGGCAUCUCCUGAAGAGAAGCUUGCAGCCUUGUGCAAGAAAUAUGCAGAUCUUCUAGAGGCAAGUCGGACUGUACAAAAGCAGAUGAAACUCCUCCAGAAGAAGCAGGCUCAGAUUGUGAAAGAGAAGAUCCACCUGCAGAGUGAACACAGCAAGUCCAUCCUGGCUCGCAGCAAGCUGGAGAGCCUCUGCAGAGAGCUACAGCGACACAACAAGACCCUGAAGGAGGAAAAUAUGCAGCGGGCGCGUGAGGAUGAGGAAAGGCGCAAAGAGGCAACAGCACACUUCCAGAUGACGCUGAAUGAAAUUCAAGCACAGAUGGAGCAGCAUAACAUCCACAACACUAAACUCCGUCAGGAGAACAUUGAACUGGCAGAGAAGCUGAAGAAACUCAUUGAACAAUAUGAUCUGCGGGAGGAGCACAUUGACAAGGUGUUCAAGCACAAGGAGCUCCAGCAGCAGUUGGUCGAUGCAAAGCUUCAGAGAACCACUGAACUCGUGAUGGAGGCAGAGCAGAAACAUCAGCAGGAGAGAGACUUUCUUUUAAAAGAAGCAACUGAGUCGAGACACAUGUGUGAGUUGAUGAAGGAGCAGGAGUGCCAACUCAAACAGCAGCUUUCUCUGUAUAUGGACAAGUUUGAGGAGUUUCAGACCACUCUUGCAAAGAGCAAUGAGGUGUUCACUACCUUCAGGCAAGAAAUGGAAAAGAUGACAAAGAAAAUCAAGAAGCUGGAAAAGGAGACUACGGUUUGGCGUACAAAAUGGGAGAACAAUAAUACCGCUCUCCUGCAGAUGGCAGAAGAGAAAACGGUACGGGAUAAGGAUUACAAAGCCCUUCAACUAAAGCUGGAGCGCCUGGAGAAGCUGUGCAGGGCUAUGCAGAGGGAGAGGAACGAUCUGAACAAAAAGAUGGAAGUCCUUCAGGGGCAGCUGUCUGAAGGGACUGGACCAACAGAGCCUGCCAUGGAGGCACCUUCCAGCACAGAACAGCCUGGCAAGGAGGAGACUGUGGACUCAGCCACUGAGGACAUGGGCACCCAACCAGACACAGGUGUUGCUGACCAGCCAGGGUGCAUUGAUGCCGAAGGCUCAGCCACUUCAGUUGAUGUGAACUGAGAAAAGGGCUAAAUGUAUUUUGUGGAGGUAUAUAUUUUUGUGUAAUAAAAAUAAUAUUAAUAAUAAUGAUAAUAAUAACAAUAAUUAAUUUGCUCUGUACUUGGUAAUUAUUGGCUUUGUGGUGAGGAUUUCUUACUUCAUUUUUCUACCACAUCUGUAUUUUCUUAGAAAAUAUUGAAAUUCAUGUGGUUCGAAAUAGCUGUAACUUGCAGCAUUUGUAAGUCAAAUUACUUUAUACAUUUUUCACAACUUUUGCGCACAUCUGCCUCAUUUGUAUUGCCUUGAAUUGCAUUCCCUCGUCUGCAAUACCAGUACCACAGUCUGAGAUUUGUGGACAUCAGCAUUUCCAGAGGAAACCUAAUUUUAAAGGGAACUUACACAGGGCUGUAUUUCUUUUGGUUUGUAAGACAAGUGAAUUAUCUUAAGAGUUUACUUGGGUCAUUAGCAGUUUUCAGUUGAGAAACUUCCAGUGUAAACAUGGUGUUGAACACAUGCAAGUUACCUGCUUAGCAUGUUCUAUGUUGCAUUCUCCAAAGCCAGUAAGUAGUAUAAUAGUUAAGCUAGACCCCACCCAUUGCAAGGUGCAAUCUUUCUUGAAGAAAUAAAUGCAACAUUCUGGUUAAAGUUUACAUAUAGCAAGGUAACAGAAAAGGGGUUUAAGACAUUUCAGACUUUUACCAUGAGCCAUAGGCUAAAGGGCAGAAAACAUGGUGCUACAUGUGGCAGUCUACUUGUAUUUUCUGUAAAAUAUUUAAGCUAAAUUGGCAAAGAAAAUGUCCUAUUUCUGUGAAUCAAAUGUUACCUCUGCUUCACAGCUGUCAUUCCCAUUCUUUUUCACAAGCCUGUCCUUUUAGUAUAGUGAACUUUAAUAUGCUUUUUAAUUAUUUUUUAUUAACGCAAACUGCUUUCUAAAAUUCCAUGGUGGCCUGCUACUGCAUAGCAGUGCUGUCCAUUUUGCCAUGAUCACAUGGUGCCACCUCAUGGAAUGAAACCCUACCAAGUGACUGAUUCCAGUCAACUGCAGUAGACUUUUACCAACUUGCAGAAUACAUUAUACAAGCAAUAUCAACGUGCACAGUCUGCAACAUUUUCCAUGCAGUAGAAUUGUGUACAGAAAGCCUUUCUGUGGAACGAGUCUUAUUGUAAAUCUUUAAAUUGCUUAAACUGUUGUUCUUAGGGGGUCUUAUGUUAUCUGAUUGAACAAAAACAUAUUAGCAUUGUAAAUGUAUCUUUCCUUUUCCAUUUUGAAAAUUACACCACGUGGUUGGAAGAAACUAAUGCCCAAUGAUAGACAUGCACCAAACACAACACUGUAUACCUUCCCAUGAUUUUAAUACUGGUAUGAUGAAUGUAAAUAUGUUUUUUUACAAAUGGGUCUGUUGCUGUAAUUACUCCAGGGCUGACUGUACCUUCAUCCACUUGUUCUUGUUGGAAAUACAAGGUUUACUACCGUCCACAUUCCUCAGGGUUGGUACAAGUUAAUCUCUUAGACUGGAUUAUUGGAAUCCAGGGUUUAAAUUCUGAAGAUAGCUUAUAAAUUGGCAGGACUUUUUCCAUUUAAAUGUAUGGUAUGGAGUACAUAAAGUUUGCAUUUAAAGUUAAAAACCCAGAUAUACAAAACAUUUUGAUGGUGUAUGUAAUUAGUUUGAAUUCUACUUGCAAAUAGAAUUGGCUUCAUCUGGACAACACUAUAUUGGACUUACCAUUGGGACCAGAGAGAUAAAGGAACUCUUAAAUAAAUCUCUAUAUAUUUUUGUGCAAAUUAUAAAGACCUUUAUUUAAACCACCGGGCUUCUAAGUAGUAGCUUACUCUGUGGUACUUAAAUUUAUUUUUUUGCACUUUUGAGAGAACAUUUCCAAACCAUGUGCUUAAAAUCAGUCGCGUUUUUGAUAACUUUCUAUUUCCUCAUUCCUUGUAACAGUACUUGAAUGUUGGUGUAUUUACACUGCCAAAAACUGAGUGCAAUAUAAUGUACUGAAAAACCAAGCUUGUAAUAAAAACUGUUCCCAAAAGUAGGGAACGCAUGGCUGGUAAACUCUCAUGUUAAUAGUACAUCUGGAUGUGAAAAGUUUUGUAAUCUACAGAACUUUGGUUUAAUACUCUCACUACAUCCAUCUCAAAUACACAAAAUAUCGUUUUUUCUUCAUUGGGUGUCAAUGCUGGUAUGCAGGCAGUAUUGCCAAUGGGUUACUAGUUACUAAUGCAAUGUCCAAAGUGGAAUUGGAUUUAAUAGAUGAAUUAUUUAGAUUUUCCAGACUUUAACCAUAUCAGACCCUCUGCGCCAGACACACAUUUAUAUGGAGUGUCUGGUCCUAAGGUAGGUGGAAGGUGUAGUAUGUACUAUAUCAUUUUGGUAAUGCAGCUUUUGUGAGCCAAAUUCAUUGAGUUUUCUAAACAAUGUGAAUGUGCACGAUUCAAAGUAGUAGGCAGAUUUUAUGUCUGUGAGAACAGUGCGAUUUGUACUAAGGGUAUUGAUUGUGUCAUUGUUAAUUUCACAUACCUUCUGCUUUUGGUGUAGUCCUCAAAUAAAAAGGUUAUUUGACUCUAUUCUGUCCUACCUGUUUGAGACAAAUACCAGGAUGUAUGCCAUGUUUGGGAUUUUUUCAUUAAUAUUAUCUACUUUUUCUUCUUUUUAUGAAACCCAGAUGGUUGUACUUGUUCAAAGAACUGUGUUUUAUAAACUACUGUAUUUGUUUGGGUUGCUGUCAUUAUUGUUGUAAUGGUUUGAAUUUUUCUGUUUUCCACUUGUAUGUAUUUAACACCCUUUGGUUAUGCUAGUUUGAUUCUCAGGUUAUUCAAAAAAAAAAAAAAAUCUACCUCUACAAGGUUUAUAUACAAGGCUAACUGUGAAACAAAAUGAGGUAGAAGUCUAGUUUAUGCUUUUAUUUUUAUUUUUUUUAAAGCUCAUGUUUGCUUUUAAAGAUGGUAAAAUGUACCAAUAGUCGUGUCUUGCUUUCCAAUAAAACAUUUUGUAGAAGUUUU
Acipenser ruthenus (sterlet) is the source of this 4491-nucleotide messenger RNA. RefSeq names its product gamma-taxilin-like. Bases 51 to 1508 code for a protein of 485 amino acids. The transcript has 10 exons. Gene Ontology annotation, biological process: regulation of cell cycle. The record is from RefSeq and is a predicted model, not a curated record. Gene Ontology annotation, molecular function: syntaxin binding. NCBI's taxonomy places the organism in Eukaryota, Metazoa, Chordata, Actinopteri, Acipenseriformes, Acipenseridae.